GAAACCACCUUCACGUGAAUCACGACACUAGACAUUCCCUAUCUCUCUGUCUGUAAGAUGAUGGAAGAAGGAGGAGGAGCAGCGAUGGCGCGCAUGGAGGGCAGGGCGUCCAUCGACGGCGAGCCCAAGACGCUCAGCUUCCAUCAGAUAAAGCUUGCCAGGGAGGCGGCUCUGGACGUGGUGAAUACGUGCACCGUCGAAGAGGCCUUGAGGAUCUUCACUGAGACUUGCUGCAUGAUACAGGGCUUGGAACCAAUAAUUUGUUGUGGCAACGGACUUGAUCGAGAGGAAGAGCCUAAUGAAGACGAAAAUGAUGAACUGCGACUGCCGCAGUCUCUGAGGGAUGUCAUUUCCGCACCGUUCUAGCUCGCUCUUGCCAGCGGACGCUUUGUACAUAUGCUACUGGACUUGUCUUCUUCGAUACCUUGACCAAUAAAUUUAUUCCAUUAUGUGAUUAACUUAGGUGUCGAAAUGAAAAAUAAGAAUUAUCAUCAAUCUAGGUACCGUUUUCUUCCUCUUGCCAUAUCCCUUUUUGUUUCAAGUUUAUACAUACUGUAGUCUCCAGCUUUUGUUGCUGCCUUUGAUUCGGAUUCACAAGGAGUACACUUUUAUUAUACCUCAAGGCUGUUAAAAAUCGAGGGCAUCCAAUAAUUUCCACAUGUUAAUGCAGGUUUCAAAUGA
This is a messenger RNA of Eucalyptus grandis, 681 nucleotides long. RefSeq lists its product as uncharacterized. The transcript is spliced from 3 exons. Lineage: Eukaryota; Viridiplantae; Streptophyta; Magnoliopsida; Myrtales; Myrtaceae. The record is from RefSeq and is a predicted model, not a curated record. The coding region runs from base 58 to 366 and encodes 102 amino acids.